Molecule: messenger RNA, 2583 nt
Organism: Anopheles funestus (African malaria mosquito)
Lineage: Eukaryota; Metazoa; Arthropoda; Insecta; Diptera; Culicidae
Gene: abs
Product: ATP-dependent RNA helicase abstrakt
Exons: 1
Coding region: 618-2462 (614 amino acids)
Biological process (GO): mRNA splicing, via spliceosome
Cellular component (GO): spliceosomal complex
Molecular function (GO): ATP binding; RNA helicase activity; RNA binding
Source: RefSeq, a predicted model, not a curated record
UAAUAAAUGCCCAAAGAUUAUUUAUCAAAUCGCUUCCGAAAUGUCUCCCUGUAGCAAGGACUGACGUCAGUGAUGUCAAACUCAUUUUGGCUCGCGGGCCGGUUGCAAACAAAAAUUAUCUUCCGGGCCAAGGUAAGUCGGAAGGGGAGGGAGAAGUUGCUAGGAAAUAAAAUUCAACAGUUGUAUGGACUUCAAGAGAGAUUUAAGAGCGUGUUACUUAAAUGUAAACGAGUACACACACAACAUAUACAAAUUAUUUCUCAAUUUUCCAAGCUAAAUCUCACCCAAGCCAGGUAUAAUGAUGUUCUCGUUCUUCCUUCGCGGGCCAGAUUCAAAGACCUCAUGACAACAAUUACCGAUUUUCUUCUAUUUCGAUCAGCAUUAGGUUUGAUUACGUUUUCUAGCACGAAUAGCCAGAGCUCGAGUGAAAUUGUUGCUCGGCAAAGAUACAUCGAUUGAAGUUUUGAACUAGGCAGUAUACAAAGCAUUGAUUUUGCUGUAAAAUGUUGACGGAUGAACAGUAAACAGAUUGGUAAACAGUGAAAAAGACCUAACCAAAACAUUUAAACUCUUGUUUUAUCAAAUUUUUAAUCUCGUUCGUUUGUGAUUUAAGCAAAAUGUCGGCUCCUUCCGUUAAAAGAUAUAGGAGAGAUUCUGAAAAAAGCGACGAUGAGGAAGAAAACGGUAAAUACGUCCCUUAUGUACCGGUGCGGGAAAGAAAGAAGCAGCAGCUGCUUAAGAUGGGUCGAAUCGUUCAGCUAACUGCGGAAGCAUCUGCGGUCGGAAAAUCGUCCAGCGAAAACGAACACGAAGAGGAAAGCACGGAGGAAUCUUGGGGCAGGAAAUUCAACAUAAGUCUGCUGGACCAACAUACCGAGCUUAAGAAGAUAGCGGAGGCUAAGAAAAUUAGCGCCGUUGAGAAGCAGCUGAAGGAGGAGGAGAAAAUUCUUGAAAGUGUUGCCGAAAAGAAAGCGCUUAUGGGUGUGGCUGAGUUAGCUAAAGGUAUACAAUAUGAAGAUCCCAUUAAAACCAGCUGGACUCCGCCAAGAUACAUCCUAGCCAAGCCAGACUCCCGUCACGAGAAGAUUCGCGAAAAGCUUCGCAUAUUAACGGAGGGCGACAACGUACCACCACCAUUACUUACUUUUCGCGAAAUGAAGCUACCUAAAGCAGUGCUGGCAGCAUUAGCGAAACGAAAUAUUAAAAAACCUUCUCCAAUUCAAGUGCAAGGAAUACCGGCCGUGCUAGCUGGACGAGACUUGAUCGGAAUCGCUUUCACUGGUUCCGGAAAAACGUUGGUGUUUGUAUUGCCGAUAAUUAUGUUCUGUUUGGAGCAGGAACUACGGCUACCCUUCAUAAAACGGGAAGGUCCAUAUGGAUUAAUUAUUUGUCCAUCACGGGAGCUGGCGAAACAAACGCACGACAUUAUCCAAUACUAUUGCCGGCACCUGCAGGAAGCGGGUAUGCCGGAAAUUCGUACCGUACUUGCAAUUGGAGGAGUUCCGGUUAAUGAUGCCAUCGCGAUCAUUCAACAAGGGGCACAUAUCAUGGUAGCUACUCCGGGUCGUCUGAUGGACAUGCUGGAUAAGAAAUUAGUCAAUCUCGACGUGUGUCGCUACUUGUGCAUGGAUGAAGCUGAUCGCAUGAUUGAUAUGGGCUUUGAGGAGGACGUACGUACAAUAUUUUCCUAUUUCAAGGGACAACGUCAGACUUUACUGUUUUCUGCUACAAUGCCGAAAAAGAUUCAGAACUUUGCCAAAUCUGCUCUUGUAAAACCGGUCACCAUAAACGUCGGCCGGGCUGGUGCGGCUUCCAUGAACGUUACACAGGAUGUGGAAUAUGUGAAACAAGAGGCAAAGGUGGUGUACCUAUUAGAAUGUCUGCAGAAAACAUCACCACCGGUGUUAAUAUUCGCUGAGAAAAAGCAGGACGUCGAUGCGAUUCACGAAUAUUUGUUACUAAAGGGCGUAGAAGCUGUGGCUAUCCACGGCGGUAAGGAUCAAGAGGAGCGGUAUCGUUCGGUCGAAUCGUUCAGAAAUCAAGAAAAAGAUGUCCUGGUCGCCACUGACGUCGCAUCCAAGGGGUUGGAUUUUCCUGACGUGCAACAUGUAAUAAAUUAUGAUAUGCCGGACGAUAUCGAGAACUAUGUGCAUCGCAUCGGUCGUACGGGAAGAUCCGGAUCGAAAGGUUUAGCGACAACUUUUAUCAACAAGGCAACGGAACAGUUUGUGCUGCUAGAUUUGAAACAUCUUCUGAUCGAGGCUAAACAAAAAGUACCUCCGUUUUUGGGUGAACUUUGCUCAGAGACAGAGAAAUAUGCCGAUCUGGGUGAUGGUUGCAGUUACUGUGGUGGUUUAGGACAUCGUAUCACUGAGUGUCCCAAACUUGAAGCUGUACAAAGUAAGCAAGCUUCGAACAUUGGUCGUAGGGAUUAUUUGUCGAAUACGGCCGCUGAUUAUUAAAGUAAGUUGAUAGCAGUUGUAGUAUUAAUAUGUAGAGCUACCAACAUUUAGUCGUGUACAAUAAAUUUAAUAUGGAAUAAAUAUGACAAAUGUGUUAAUAAAGUUAACGAUAUUAACAAUA